Xylaria bambusicola is the source of this 1006-nucleotide messenger RNA. RefSeq names its product putative glutathione S-transferase. The transcript is spliced from 3 exons. NCBI's taxonomy places the organism in Eukaryota, Fungi, Ascomycota, Sordariomycetes, Xylariales, Xylariaceae. The coding region runs from base 71 to 907 and encodes 278 amino acids. Gene Ontology annotation, cellular component: cytoplasm. The record is from RefSeq and is a predicted model, not a curated record.
UGACAUGGUAUCAAAUCACGAAUUCAUCUUAUGAAGCAGAUCAUACUUAAUUAACCCAUUCAAUAUCAGAAUGCCUCAUCCAGAUGCCGAUUUACACCCCGUCGCGACCGGUCUCGCGAAGCCGACGGUUGACGACCACGCAGCUGAGCAACAAUUGAAAUUAUUCGCAGGAUGGUUCUGCCCCUUUGUUCAACGGACAUGGAUUACUCUCGAGGAGAAAGGGAUACCCUACCAGUACAUCGAAGUAAAUCCCUAUAACAAGGGUCCAGAGCUCAUGCGCUCGAACCCGCGGGGUCUGGUGCCGACGCUAGAAGUAGCGCCCGGCAAGUCACUGUAUGAAAGCAAUGUGCUCUGCGAGUACCUAGAAGAUCACUACCCCGAUCACAAGCCGCGCCUACUCCCCUCAGACGACUACGAGCGUGCGCAUUCUCGCAUCUGGAUGGACUUCGUCACGAGCCGCAUAAUCCCGGCGUUCCACCGUCUGUUACAGUUCCAGCCGAAAUCGUACGAAGGUGACGGGGCCGCGCGGCUCGAUGAACUGCGCGCUGAACUUAGGAAGUUCCUGCUCGAGUACGCGGCCGAAAUGGCUGAUGCUAAAGAGGGCCCUUUCUUCGCUGGUCAUGACAUCGGAUUAGUUGAUAUUGUUCUGAUGCCGUUUGCCGUGCGGCUUUGGGUCUUCGACGAGUUCAAGGGAGGGCUGGGGAUUCCUGAAAAGGGGAAGGGUGGAGAGGACGAGGAGAACUGGGAGAGAUGGCGUGUCUGGAUUAAUGCUGUUGAGCAGCGCGAGAGUGUAAAGAAGACGACGAGCGAUAGGGAGCAUUAUCUGCCUAUUUACAAGCGGUAUGCUGAUGAUACUGCUCAGUCGGAAAUGGCUAAGGCAAGCAGGGCUGGACGGGGAGUACCUUGAGAGGGAAGAUGAAGCGAAGGAUAAUUACUAGGUAUCUAGGCCUGUUGCAUAGAAGACUGAAGCCUCUUAGUGGCUAAUAUGAUCACAGGCGUCAAGCUC